GUGUACAAGCGUUUGCAAGGUUGAAGGUCAGCAGUAUGGACAAGAUCAGAGUCUCAUUGUUCCAGUGUGGAUAUCCUGCACAGAAAAACCUCAGCUUGAAAGGUUAACAUACGCGUUGAUUGAUUGUCAGUCGAAUGCAACUUUCAUCACCGAAAGCCUUAGAUCAGCACUGAACAUCGACGGAGCAAAUAGUCAUCUUCUUCUCUCAACAAUGCACGAAGAAAAUGAGUUAAUACAGUGUAAGAAGAUUCAAGGAAUCAARGUGCAAGAUUACAAGCGUCAAGUCUCCAUCACACUGCCAAGGAUCUUCACGAGACCAGUCAUUCCUUGCAAGCCAUCCCAGAUUCCAAAGCCUGAAAUCGCGAGACAGUGGAAACAUCUYAAUCGAAUCGCAGAUGAACUGAUGCCCUACAGAGAUGAUAUCGAAGUCGGCUUGCUGAUAGGCACGAACUGCCCUAAAGCCAUCAAGCCUCGAGAAGUCAUAGCAGGUUCUGAUAACGACCCGUAUGGAAUAAGAACCGACCUUGGUUGGGGCAUCGUUGGACGYGUGUGUAAGAGCCCCAUCAAUGAAGAGUCACCAGAAGAAUCUGAUACCAACAAUUGGGUCAAUGCGACAACAGCUGAUCACAUUUCCAUGGUGCGCGAAGAGCAAAAUGAUGCCAAUAAAGCCACCUUCACGACCGAAACUCACGCAAGAGAGGUCAUAAGCCCUGCCCAGGUGAGGGAGAUGUUCGAGAGAGACUUCCACGAGAAGCCAGAUCCCAAACAACAGCCCAUGUCAGCAGACGACCGAGCAUUUCUGACGGAAAUGAAAAAUCAGAUUCGCCAAAGGAAAGACGGGCACUAYGAAAUGCCUCUCCCUCUAAGGAACAAGGAUGUUUGUCUCCCAAACAACAGGUCUCAAGCCCUGAGACGCCUCGCACAGCUCAAAGCGCGUCUGAAAGGGAAUGAGAGAUUAAGAAGAGACUAUCUCGAGUUCAUGCGAAAGACGAUUGAUGAAUGUGCAGAGAGAGUUCCGGCCGAAGGCGGCAGACCCACAGGAGGACGUAUUAACUAUGUUCCCCACCACGGCGUCUACCACGCAAAGAAACCAGAUAAGAUUCGGGUUGUCUUCGAUUGCAGCGCCGUCUACAGAGGCACAUCAUUGAACAAGAACCUUCUGCAAGGACCCGAUCUGACAAACAGCUUAUUGGGUGUUCUUUGUAGAUUCCGUCAGGAACAAAUUGCCUUUUCAUGCGAUGUGGAAGGUAUGUUCCACCAGUUCUAUGUCGAUGAAGCAGACCGAGACCUUCUUCGGUUUUUCUGGUGGGAAGAUGGGAACCUGGACAGCCAACCGAUUGAAUACCGCAUGAAUGUCCAUCUAUUUGGUGCAGCAUCAUCUCCCGGAUGUGCAAAUUUCGGUUUCAAGCAAGCUGCGAACGAUGGAGAAAUUGAAUUUGGCCAAGAAGCUGCCAACUUCAUUCGUCGAGACUUCUACGUCGACGACGGCCUCGAGUCUGUAGAGACCCCGGAGAAAGCGGUAGAAAUUAUAAGGAACAGUCAAGCCAUAUGCGCGAAGGCGGGUCUAAGACUUCACAAGAUAAACAGUAACAGCAAGAAAGUUAUUCAAUCCAUCCCAGUUGAGGACAGAGCUAAAAAUCUUCAAGACAUAGAUUUCAACCAAGAUCCUCUACCAAUCGAACGAACUCUCGGUGUCAUGUGGUGUAUCGAGACAGAUUGCUUCCAGUUUAGGAUAAUCCUCCAAGAUCGUCCUCUAACUAGAAGAGGUAUUCUGUCUACUGUUUGCUCAGUAUUCGACCCUCUUGGAUUCCUGGCUCCCGUGGUCUUGGUCGGAAAACAGAUCUUUAUCGUCUAGAUCCCUUCAUCGACGACAAAGGUGUCCUGCGUGUCGGAGGUCGCCUUCGAAGGGCUAGCACGUCGGAAGAACUGAAGCAUCCAGUUAUAUUGCCCGGAAAGGCCCACAUAUCCAAGUUGGUUAUAAAUAAUUGUCAUCUAGCAACCAAGCAUCAAGGCCGAGGAAUGACUUACAACGAAGUACGUCAGCGCGGAUAUUGGAUAACCCGAGGAUUAUCGGCAACAGCGUCGGCUAUCGAACGGUGCAUAACAUGUAAAAGGCUAAGAGCUCCUUUGCAGCAACRAAAGAUGGCGGACCUCCCAAAUGACCGGCUGGAACCAGCACCUCCCUUCACCUAUUGUGCUGUGGAUUAUUUCGGCCCAUUUAGUAUAAAGGAGGGAAGAAAGGAGGUGAAACGCUAUGGCGUUUUGUUUACUUGCAUGCCCUCCCGUGCCAUACAUCUAGAGACCGCAGCGUCGCUGUCCACCGACUCAUUCAUAAACGCACUCAGGCGCUUCCUAGCAGAGCGUGGCCCAGUACGUCAAUUAAGAUCUGACUGUGGUACCAAUUUUAUCGGAGCCAGUAACGAAUUACGGGAAGCCCUAGAUGAAGAGAAAGUACGCGAUGAGUUACUCAAGGAAAAUUGUGAAUGGAUUACCUUCAAGAUGAAUCCGCCUUCAGCAAGCCACGCUGGAGGAGUGUGGGAGCGGCAAAUCCGGAGUGUGAGAAACGUCCUACGACCGCUUAUGCAAGAGGCUGGACAUCAGCUCGACGACGAAAGCUUCCGCACUCUGAUGAAGGAAGUUCAAGCCAUCGUCAACUCAAGGCCUUUGACGACAGUAAGCUCAGAAGACCUGGAGCCUUUGACACCAAAUCACCUACUGACAAUGAAGUCAAAGGUACUGAUGCCCCCUCCAGGUGUCCUUUUAAGGACUGACUUGUACUGUCGCAAGCGAUGGAGGAGAGUGCAACAUCUAGCCAAUGAAUUUUGGAAGAAGUGGAGAGGAGAGUACAUGCAAACACUGCAAGUACGAAAGAAAUGGGACCGACCUAGGCGAAACGUCAAGGUAAAUGACAUUGUUAUUAUUAAAGACGACAAUCUACCAAGAAGCGAUUGGAAGCUUGCUCGUGUCUACGAAGUUCUUCCAAGUGAUGAUGGUUUAGUGCGCAAGGCACUCCUCGCCCUAGCUACCUCCCAAUUGGACAACAAGGGAAGACGACUGACAGAGACGAAGUACCUUCAACGUCCUGUACAGAAGCUUGUAGUGCUCCAGAAGGCAGAGUAAGACUAACAUCCACCAUCGAAGGGCAUCGAAGCAUCCAAGUAAAACACACACUACGUGUAUAUGAACAUUAAGUCACAGUGACAUCUAUAUUUGUUUAUGUUCCAAAUAUUAAAAAACAACAAAACAAUGAUUCUCUUUGAUUGAACAGUGGUUCUCCACCGACUGUUGGGAAGCCCUGUGACUGUUGCCAUAAACAGUCGUGGAAUGUUUAAAUAAUUAUUAAGUAUAUAAUAAGUACAUCAUUAUUUUGAUCUCAAAUUUCAAU
Molecule: messenger RNA, 3385 nt
Organism: Actinia tenebrosa (Australian red waratah sea anemone)
Lineage: Eukaryota; Metazoa; Cnidaria; Anthozoa; Actiniaria; Actiniidae
Biological process (GO): DNA integration
Molecular function (GO): nucleic acid binding
Source: RefSeq, a predicted model, not a curated record